Molecule: messenger RNA, 552 nt
Organism: Papaver somniferum (opium poppy)
Lineage: Eukaryota; Viridiplantae; Streptophyta; Magnoliopsida; Ranunculales; Papaveraceae
Exons: 2
Coding region: 1-552 (183 amino acids)
Source: RefSeq, a predicted model, not a curated record
AUGGAGUUUCAUCUUCUAUGGAAUGCAAGUGGAAAACUUUAUGGCAGCUCAAGCGCGAUGCCCAUGUUAAGCAUUUUUUUGUGGUUAUUGGCUCAUGGUCGGACUUUAGUAAUGGAUAAUAUGCGGCGUAGAGGACUGGAUAUCUCUAGUAUCUGUCCUCUUUGUUAUUGUGAGGAGGACACUAUUUCACAUCUCUUUCUCACUUCUCAAAGGGUUAUACAUAUAUGGUCUGCUUUCUCCGAUGCUUAUCGAAUCAAUAUUCAGUCUUCUAAUCUGUCGAUCUGGUGUAAUCGAAACAGUCUUAUUUAUUCUAAUAAAACUUUUGAUUGGAGGACUGUUAUUCACACUGCUUAUAAUGCUGCUUAUGUGUAUUCUCGAGCCACUAUUAAUAGCCUCACUGUUGCUCACGAGGAGCCAAUUUAUGUUCGUUUAUUACCUCCUAAUGAUGGCUAUGUUAAGUUGAAUGUCGAUGAAUCUUCGAAUGAUGCAGGACAUGCAAGUAGAGGUAUUUUCCGUGAAGAUGAUGGACAUUUUAUGGAUGCUUUUGCGUAG